UUAUAAUAAGUAAUGCCAUCUCGCCUCGGCUAUGAAAAGGGGCAGCAACAUUUCUACGGCGGACCAGGAUCUAUCUCUCAGCCAAAAUAGCCACGUCCGCGUGUCAGUGGCUGAGGAAGACAAGGCUACAGUGAAGGACACCAGAUGACAAUCUGUACAUAUUGAUCUCGACUCCUUGAACGCGACAUUCCUUCCUCCUCACCCAUCACCCCCCAUACUCGUCCACCGCAUCAAUGAGGCAUGUCGUCGAGCGCAUACCAUCAAUCAAAUGCCCCCAAAUCACCAGCGGAUGACUCGGACUCUGACCUCGACCUCGACAUCCAGGAGCUUGACCCUAUCACCACAUCUAGUCCCUCGGGGCCCUCGUCGUCGCGCAGAGAUCGCACACAAAAGGAAGAGAGGAGGACAGGUCAUAUACCAUUACGGAAUCUGCGUAUGAGUGGGCUGCGAGGAUUUGGCAAACGCAAUAGAGGAUAUGGAGAUCUGGGGCGGGAUAGAGAUGAGGAUGCCCAUGGCCUGUUGAACGAUACACCGGAUCUGGAUGGGGCAAAUCGAUUAUCUGCGGGCAGCUUCAACAGUGCUGAAGAUGACGCGCCAUUACUACCAGGAGGGAGCGGCCAUCGAAGACGGCCCAGUAUCGAGGCAUUCAACAAGCUAGGAUCGCAUAUUCGACUUCCCAGUUUCCUCUCGACUUCAGGAUCUCAAUCAGCGCCAGAAAAUGAAGAGGAGCAGGAAGAGGAACAUGAUCCGGCCUCGUCCCGAACAGUCCAUAUUGGCACCUCUCAAACCUCGCGAUUCCCUCCAAAUGCCGUCUCCAAUGCGAAAUAUACCCCUAUCAGUUUCUUGCCGCGAACUUUGUAUAACGAAUUCUCUUUCUUCUUCAACAUGUACUUUUUGCUCGUCGCGCUCUCGCAAGCGAUUCCCCCUUUGCGGAUUGGAUACCUCUCGACCUACAUCGUGCCGUUGGUCUUUGUUUUAGCGAUUACAUUGGGAAAGGAGGCUUGGGACGAUAUUGGACGGAGGAGGAGAGAUACGGAGGCUAAUUCGGAGGGCUAUACGGUGUUGUGUUUUGAUGAGCUGGGAGUGGGAAAUAAGGACAGGUAUCAUGCGAAAAAGAAAUUGAAGGGAAAGGGCAAGUUCAAGAAGAAUUCGCUGGUCGAGCCGGACAGAUUGUCCGAUAUUCAAGAAGAGGAAGAGAGUGCGGAAAGCGGAGGAAGGCGGCAAUUGCCAUCUUCGGAAGUGCGAGAAGUGAUUCGAAAAUCUCGAGAUCUGAAAGUUGGUGAUGUGUUGAAAUUGGGCAAGGAUCAACGAGUACCAGCCGAUGUGGUGAUUCUAAAGAGCUUCACAAACGAAUCAACAGUAGCUGUAGAAGAGGAGGCCGACUUGCCCCCAGUACCUGAAUCACUUCUGGUUGAGCCUAUAUCCGAUCCCCCAAUUGAGGAAACAAGUGUCACCAUCGCAGAUGCUCGGGAAUCAACAGCGGAACUGGGGAGCACUCCUGCUGCUGAUGCUGGAGGUGUGGGAGAGACGUUCAUUCGAACUGACCAACUUGAUGGUGAGACGGAUUGGAAGCUUCGAUUGGGUUCACCGCUCACUCAGGCUCUUGAUCCGGCUGAAUUCGUUCGGCUCAGAGUUGUCGCGGGAAAACCUGACAAGAAAGUGAACGAGUUUAUUGGGACAGUGGAGUUGUUGCCCAAAGGUCGCAACGGGUAUGAUCCAUAUCUUCCGCGGCGAUCUCCGCUCAACGACGAGGUCACCGUGGAUGAGCCAACUUCAAAUUCGGCUCCAUUGACUAUUGACAACACCGCUUGGUGUAACACUGUUCUCGCUUCGAAUGCGACGACCUUGGCGGUAAUCGUUUACACUGGACCUCAGACGAGAUCCGCACUUUCGACCUCUGCUUCACGUUCCAAGACUGGCUUGCUUGAAUACGAGAUCAACUCCUUGACCAAGAUCCUCUGUGCUCUCACACUCACAUUAUCCGUUGUCUUGGUAGCUUUGGAGGGAUUCGAGCAUGUCGAGGGUCGUGCCCCGUGGUAUGUUAAGAUCAUGAGAUUCUUGGUUCUCUUUUCGACCAUCGUUCCCAUCAGUCUGCGGGUCAAUCUAGACAUGGGAAAGAGUGUUUACUCGUGGUUCAUCCAAAAGGAUCCUGGAAUUGCAGGAGCAGUCGUGAGAACGAGCACCAUUCCAGAAGAAUUAGGACGAAUCGAAUAUCUCCUUAGUGACAAGACUGGAACUCUGACCCAGAAUGAGAUGGAGAUGAAGAAGAUUCACGUCGGAACUGUCUCAUAUGCCAACGAAGCAAUGGAUGAAGUUACUGCCUAUGUCAAGCAAGGCUUUUCAGUUCCUGCCUCAACAGAUCCCAAUCAACCGCCGAUGCUUAUUACUCCUUCAUCAACCUUCAUGGCGUCUACUACAGUCACAGCUACCCGAACACGUCGAGAGAUCGGAGCUCGUGUACGUGAUGUUGUCUUAGCUUUGGCAAUCUGCCAUAAUGUCACACCCACUGUUGAGGAAGAGAAUGGUCAUACAUUUACCUCUUACCAAGCGUCUUCGCCGGAUGAGAUCGCCAUCGUGAAAUGGACGGAACUGGUUGGACUUAGAUUGAUCCAUCGUGAUCGAAAAGGUAUGCUUCUACAGUCGGUCGAUACAGGUAGACCUGUCGUUCGAGUCCGCAUCCUGGAGGUCUUCCCUUUCACAUCUGACGGAAAGAGAAUGGGUAUCAUUGUCCAGUUUAUGGAUGGAUCUGAGAAACCGGGAGUCACUAGCCCUGAUGCCGGCGAGAUCUGGUUCUACCAGAAGGGUGCAGAUACCGUCAUGACUUCAAUCGUUGCUGCAAAUGACUGGCUUGACGAGGAAACUGGUAAUAUGGCUCGAGAAGGUCUUCGAACCCUCGUCGUAGGCCGGAAACGUCUGUCUGUACAGCAGUACCGGGAAUUUGCGGCCAACUUCAAAGAAGCCUCUGUGGCAAUUAAUGGUCGCGAUGCAGGCAUGGCUCGUGUAGUAUCCCACUACCUUGAACGAGAUCUCGAACUUCUCGGAGUUACUGGCGUCGAGGACAAGCUACAGAAAGAUGUCAAGCCGUCUUUGGAACUUCUCCGCAAUGCUGGCAUCAAGAUUUGGAUGUUAACUGGCGACAAAGUCGAAACAGCACGCUGUGUAGCCGUUUCAGCCAAACUCGUCGCCAGAGGUCAAUAUAUCCACACAAUCGCCAAGCUCAAACGAAAAGACAACGCCCAAGACCACCUCGAUUUCCUCCGCGGCAAGAAAGACUCCGCCCUUCUCAUCGACGGCGAAUCCCUCUCCCUCCUCCUAACCCACUUCCGCAACGACUUCAUCAGCCUCGCCGUCCUUCUCCCUGCCGUAAUCGCCUGCCGCUGUUCCCCCACCCAAAAAGCAGACAUCGCCCACCUGAUCCGCGACUUCACCAAGAAACGCAUCUGCUGCAUCGGCGACGGCGGCAACGACGUCUCCAUGAUCCAAGCCGCCGACGUAGGCGUCGGAAUCGUCGGCAAAGAAGGCCGUCAAGCCUCCCUCGCCGCUGACUUCUCCAUCACCCAGUUCUGCCACCUCACCAAACUCCUCGUCUGGCAUGGUCGCAACUCAUACAAACGCUCCGCCAAGCUCGCCCAGUUCGUCAUCCACCGCGGACUCAUCAUCUCCGUCGCCCAAACUAUGUACAGCAUCGCCAUCAAAUUCGAGCCCGAAGGCCUGUAUAAAGACUGGCUGCUGGUAGGAUACGCUACAGUUUACACGAUGGCGCCAGUGUUCUCUCUCGUGCUAGACAAGGACGUUGAUGAGAACCUCGCAAACUUAUACCCUGAACUCUACAAGGAGUUGACAACUGGCUCGUCCCUCUCAUACCGCACCUUCUUCGUCUGGGUUGCAGUUUCCAUCUACCAAGGUGGCAUGAUCCAAGGCCUCUCCCAAAUCCUCACUGAAGUCGAUGGGCCGCGCAUGGUCUCCGUGUCCUUCACGGUACUCAUCCUCAAUGAAUUGACUAUGGUGGCGUUUGAGGUCACGACGUGGCAUCCCAUCAUGAUUGUUAGUCUUGUGGGCACGCUGCUGUUGUAUUUGGGUAGUAUACCGUUCUUGGGAGGGUAUUUUGAUCUGGGGUUUAUUGUUACGCUGUAUGUUUCCCCCUUUUACUUUCCCUUCCACUCUUUGACCUCAUCUUCUCCGGCCAACUUGUGAAUUCUUACUGACAUUUACAUCUAACAGUGGAUUCAUCUGGCGCGUUGCAGCCAUCUCAGCAAUCUCUCUCAUCCCGCCGUAUGCAGGGAAGUUGAUAAGAAGGGCUAUCAAACCACCGAGUUAUCGGAAGGUGCAGGGGAUAUAAAUUUUACCCGUAGCGAUUCGAGGGGGAUAGAAUAUGGUUGGGUGGAGCCUGUUUGGUAAGGUAGAGGAUCAGGUUGAGUUGGAUUCAGUUACAGCAUAGCGAGGCGUUAUUGCUCUUUACUUGUUUUUAAAUUCACUGGUUUACAGCACUUCAUAUCAGGAGUAGGAGUAGAAAUACUACUUCACUUCCUAGUUUUUCACUCCUAGCCACGUCUCCUGUGGUUUAUAUUUCUCCCUCUAGACUUGAAUCUUCAGAAAAGAGGUAAGCAGGGGGGAAGAGUAUAAAUAAACCUCUCCUCUUCCUAUUCCAUCUCCUCCUCAGACAUGAUCAGAAACAAAUCGCAUGGAAACCCUUAUGUCUGUUUGUCCUGUCCUGUUCUCUUAAUUCAUCAAUGACUCGCUGAGAUGUUCGAAGGUGGGUUCGAAGGUGGGUUCGAUCUUUCAUAGGCCACUACCCUUCGCAGACCGGAGGACACAUUUUUGAAAAGUUUUGAAAACGGAAAAGCCCUCCUUUAGUUGAUUGUUGAUGGUGAGGAUGACGAUAAAGAUGGAAUGAAAGUGUACUUGGCAGUGACAAUGACGAUACACCUGUAGAUGACAACGACACCCUCUUUCGUCUUUCACUCCAAGUCUUUCAAAUCCCAAAUUUAAUCACUAAUCUAUUGUGAACCCACCUAUUACUCGAAAAAUACGCUCACAAUUUUACCUUUAUCUCUGCUCGAGUUGAGACCACAAGACCCCAUGGCACACAAUGCUUCCAGAACCUCGACGUCGAUUAUAGCUGCUGCGCUUGGUCUGAUUUCCAAAAUCGAUACUCGGGGUGCGUGUGUAUAUAUGUAUGUGUGUGAGUGGGGGUUAGCUGGAGUAGUG
Molecule: messenger RNA, 5208 nt
Organism: Cadophora gregata
Lineage: Eukaryota; Fungi; Ascomycota; Leotiomycetes; Helotiales; Ploettnerulaceae
Gene: NEO1
Product: putative aminophospholipid-translocase
Exons: 1
Coding region: 241-4194 (1317 amino acids)
Biological process (GO): phospholipid translocation; retrograde vesicle-mediated transport, Golgi to endoplasmic reticulum; endocytosis
Cellular component (GO): plasma membrane; trans-Golgi network; endosome
Molecular function (GO): ATP binding; ATP hydrolysis activity; ATPase-coupled intramembrane lipid carrier activity
Source: RefSeq, a predicted model, not a curated record